Suillus bovinus is the source of this 414-nucleotide messenger RNA. RefSeq lists its product as uncharacterized. Bases 1 to 414 code for a protein of 137 amino acids. NCBI's taxonomy places the organism in Eukaryota, Fungi, Basidiomycota, Agaricomycetes, Boletales, Suillaceae. The record is from RefSeq and is a predicted model, not a curated record. The transcript is spliced from 2 exons.
AUGACUGAAAUAUGUGGCCAUAGCCCUGCAGAUUCUGUUAGAGAGGAUCAACGACCUCGCCCAAGCGAGCAACACCGUCCUGCAAGUGCCUCUAUUCACCACGAUGACGAGGACCAGCCUCCACGUAUCAAGCCGAAACCCAAGCCGAAACCUCGUCGUACUGCUCGCAAUGAGCGUGAGUAUUCAGUAGGUGAGCUCAUGACUGAGCAGCAGUGGGGUAUGAUUGGGGAGUCCCGGCCAGUAACUGCACCAUCACCUCCACGCCCCUCAUCCCCACUGUCAGAUCUGACUGACAACAACAACUCCACUCCACCACCCCUCGCUCAGCCCUCAAAGCAAAAAGGAAGGAGGAAAACUACUACGGCUCCGGACGCCCCACGUCGAACUUCCGGUCGACGCAAGAAUGGUUACUAG